Molecule: messenger RNA, 1357 nt
Organism: Tarenaya hassleriana
Lineage: Eukaryota; Viridiplantae; Streptophyta; Magnoliopsida; Brassicales; Cleomaceae
Product: thaumatin-like protein 1b
Exons: 3
Coding region: 289-1218 (309 amino acids)
Biological process (GO): defense response
Cellular component (GO): extracellular region
Source: RefSeq, a predicted model, not a curated record
AGUGAGAUGCAUAAUGUCUUGAUUUUGGUCACUGAAGGCCCAAAUGGAGAAGAAACGGCCCGCAAGCAAAGAUGCCACGCUAGCUUUGAUCUUUCAACCAACCAAUUCGGUUCUUUCUUCCUUUUUUUUUUGUUAAACCGACGAACCUUCCUCUCCCACACUCUUGUCCAGGGCAGUUGUCUCUUUCUACCCAUAGUAAAGUUCUUUCCUUUACUCAUUUACGCAUAUACUUUCCCCAUCCUUCUCUCCAUAUGAAUAGUUUUUCUUCCCCGAUUAAUCAUCACCGCUAUGAUGGAUCGUAUCGUUUUGUUCCUAAUCUUCGUUUUCUUCCUCUUUUCAGAAGUUGAGCCGAUUUCGUUCAAGAUCAUCAACCGGUGCCGGAGUACGAUAUGGCCCGGUCUGCUUUCCGGCGCCAACACGGCUCAGCUACCCACCACCGGCUUUGCUCUCCCGAGCGGGAAAUCCCAGACGGUCACAAUACCGGUGUCGUGGUCGGGCCGGGUCUGGGCCCGAACCAUGUGUUCCCGGGACCGGAGUUCGGGCUCCUUCGUCUGCUUGACCGGAGACUGCGGUUCCGGGAAGGUGGAGUGCGGCGGAUCCGGGGCCAAACCGCCGGCGACCUUGGCCGAGUUCACGCUCAACGGAGCCGGAGGACUGGAUUUCUACGACGUGAGCUUGGUGGACGGUUACAAUCUGCCGAUGCUGAUCCUGCCGAAGAAGACAGUGGUGGGAGGGUGGGGCGCGACGGGAUGCCUCGUUGACCUGAACGGGGCGUGCCCGAGAGAGCUGAGGGUGGUGGCGCGUGGGAGCAACAACGGAUCGAGGGGCGUGGCGGGAGUAGCGUGCCGGAGCGCGUGCGAGGCCUUCGGGGACCCUGAGUACUGCUGCAGCGAGGCGUACUCGACGCCGGACGUGUGUCGGCCGUCGGUAUACUCUCUCUUCUUCAAGCACGCUUGCCCUCGCUCUUACAGCUACGCCUACGACGACAAGACAAGCACUUACACUUGCGCCUCCGGUGCCGACUACGUCAUCACCUUCUGCCCUCCGCCGUAUACAAGCGAGAAGGUGUUAGGGACGAGGAGGGACGGGGCAGCGGUGCCGCUGGUGAACAAGAGCAUGAUACACUUACGCGGAGGAAGCCUCACUCGUCUCCCCAGCCCAUGCCUUCCUGUUGUCCUCUGUCUUCUCACUCUUCUUCUUCCUCUGCCUGCCAGAUAACACUUUCAUAGAAGAUGAUCCCACUGCAUUUGGGGCUAUGUAUACUUGUCUGUAAUUUGUUACCCAUUCAUGGAUUGAAAUCACAGGGAACUCCAAUGACUCCCAUCCCAUCAUUUGGUCAACGAGGCACUGUUUGUUU